AUGAAUGGCUGCAAACCUGUUGAUAUUCCUUUAGUGGUGAAUGAAAAUUUAAAGAAGGAAGAUGGUGGAAGAUUAGUAGAUGCAAGCAUGUAUAGAAGUUUGGUUGGAAGCUUGUUUUAUCUAACAGUAACACGACCCGACUUAAUGUUCGCUGCUAGUUUACUCUCAAGGUUCAUGAGUAAACCGAGUCACUUACACCUUGGAGCAGUAAAACGAGUUCUAAGGUAUGUCAUGGGAACCAUGGAGCAUAUAAUCAGGUUUGAAAAGAAUUUUAAACUCGAAGUUCAGGGUUAUUGUGACAGUGAUUGGGCUGGAAGUGUUGAUGACAUGAAAAGCACUUCUGGUUAUGUGUUCAGCCUGGGUUCAGGAGUAAUUUCUUGGUGUUCAAAGAAACAAGACACUGUAGCGCAAUCUUCAUCCGAAGAAGAAUAUUUGGCAGCUGGUUUGGCUACACAACAAUCGUUGUGA
Messenger RNA from Vicia villosa (hairy vetch), 468 nucleotides. RefSeq names its product secreted RxLR effector protein 161-like. The transcript has a single exon. Lineage: Eukaryota; Viridiplantae; Streptophyta; Magnoliopsida; Fabales; Fabaceae. The record is from RefSeq and is a predicted model, not a curated record. The coding region runs from base 1 to 468 and encodes 155 amino acids.